UUUAUGCGAGUGACGAGGACGAAGCAACUCGCUCGUGCACGACGACAAAACGCGUCGACUGGCUGGCGCAAACAGCCAGCACCGACUCGACUUCACCAGGCUGGCCUGACGUAGCCACAGCGCUGAAAGGCCAGACAUGGCUCUCCCUCGCUCGGGCUCACAGGCCAGCUUGUCAGAUUGGCAACGGACAGCUCAGUCGCGCAAUAAUUCGACGACUUCCUUGCCGCUCGCUUCCACUUCGACAGCCCAUCUAGCCCCUUCACUGAGUCCGGCUAUGCCAUCGUUGUAUCAUAGCGCAUCUACAGGCCAUAUCAGUCGAUCUGCAGAGCCAAAGUCGACUUUCUUUGGCCAGACGAACGGAUCUGCUGCCUCGAGCAGACAACCUUCUCCUUCUUCCCCGCGAAAGGGCAAAGACAGAGAACGUACCUACGGCGACAGAUUUAUUCCUACACGAGACGGCGUUGAUCUCGCGACGAGUUAUCAGCUGCUCGAUCCAGAUGAGAUUCGCUCUGGUCCCACCACGCCAACACGCAGAGGAAAGCGUACGAUUGACCGAGCCGGCGCAGAGUCAGAUGUACAGAAAGACGAGGCCGACCGGACAUUCGAUGCAUUGCUCAAGUCUGAGCUCUUCGAUGCUUCCCCUCAUCGAAGGGUGACUUCCUCGACGAGUCAGACUUCCCUCAAUUUCAUCUCUCAGCCCGGCUCGCCCACCGCGUCGCGCUAUUCUCUCGCCUCGCACUCGUCAGCUCACUCGCUGGCCUCCCUGACGAAUUCGCCUUUGGCGCCCUCUGGCACGACGAACGUAUCACCUAGCCGCAAUCUGUUCAGCUUCACUAGUCCUAGCAAGAAGAGAUCUGCCAGCCAGUACGCUGGCCUGCAAGGGCUCGACAGCCCGACCCACGAUCGCUAUUCCACAUCGCCCAUCAAAUACGAGUCACAGAAGCUUCUGCUCAGUCCGAAAAAAGUAGCCAGAAGCCUCAGCAAGGUCCCCUUCAAAGUCUUGGAUGCGCCCGAAUUAGCAGACGACUUUUACCUGAACCUGGUCGACUGGUCGAGCACCAACAUCCUCGGCGUCGGACUCGGAUCUUGCGUCUACCUCUGGCAAGCGCAUACGAGCAAGGUUGAGCGAUUGUGCGAUCUGAGCGAGCAAGGCGAUCAUGUCACGUCUAUCAACUGGAUUGGCAAGGGUAGCCAGAUCGCGAUAGGAACUUAUCUAGGCACAGUGCAGAUCUGGGAUGCAGAGACGGGCAAGCAACCUAUCCGUACAAUGUCUGGUCACACGGGUCGAGUGGGCGCGCUCGCGUGGAAUAACCAUAUACUCUCGUCCGGUUCUAGAGAUCGCAACAUCCUACAUAGAGAUGUUCGGUCACCUGCGCACUGGAACUCCAUCCUUUCAGACCACAAGCAAGAGGUUUGUGGUUUAAAAUGGAACACGGCAGAGAAUCAGCUCGCAAGUGGCGGCAAUGAUAACAAGCUCUUCGUCUGGGACGCUCUCAACACGACUCCGCUGCAUCGCUUUGCCGAACACACUGCUGCGGUGAAGGCGAUCGCCUGGAAUCCUCAUCAACAUGGCAUCUUGGCAUCCGGCGGAGGGACAGCAGACAAGAAAAUCAGGUUCUGGAACACUCUGACCGGAUCGCUCGUGAACGAAGUCGACACGGGCUCCCAAGUGUGCAAUUUGAUGUUCUCGCGCAACAAUCAAGAGCUGGUUUCGACCCACGGUUUCUCGUCUGGUAAAGUGCAGAACCAAGUCUGCGUCUGGAAGUAUCCUUCGAUGACUCAAGUCGCGACUCUGACCGGUCACAGCUUGCGGGUGCUGUACCUUGCCAUGUCGCCCGACGGUCAGACCAUCGUCACCGGCGCAGGCGAUGAGACCCUCCGGUUCUGGAACGCCCGGUCGCACAGGUUCCCAAAGAGCAAGACGGAGAAGAAGAAUGACGCUUCGUUGCUGAAUCCGUUCAGCAAGGUACGCUAGACAACAACAGAUCAAUGC
Messenger RNA from Mixia osmundae IAM 14324, 1993 nucleotides. RefSeq lists its product as uncharacterized. The record is from RefSeq and is a predicted model, not a curated record. The transcript is spliced from 7 exons. Gene Ontology annotation, molecular function: ubiquitin ligase activator activity; protein binding; anaphase-promoting complex binding. The coding region runs from base 137 to 1975 and encodes 612 amino acids. NCBI's taxonomy places the organism in Eukaryota, Fungi, Basidiomycota, Mixiomycetes, Mixiales, Mixiaceae. Gene Ontology annotation, biological process: anaphase-promoting complex-dependent catabolic process; positive regulation of anaphase-promoting complex-dependent catabolic process; positive regulation of ubiquitin protein ligase activity. Gene Ontology annotation, cellular component: anaphase-promoting complex.